AUGGCGAGUCGGGCUGUGCGGGGCCAGCCGGGAAAGCCCAAAUGCCACCUGCUGGUCUUUCUGAUAAGCCUCAUCCUGAUCUUGCUUGGCUACGGGUUUCUGCGCUUCAGACGCCUGAUGCUAGAAGACAUGGAAGUGAAGCCUAGUAUGGCUGUUAGAGACCCCGAUGGCUGGCAAGUGGUCGCCUUGCCCAGCAUGGCGUAUCCCCAGCCUGAGGCACUGACUCCCUCGAGAAGUGACGUCCUUGUGGUGACCCCGUGGCUGGCUCCCAUCAUCUGGGAUGGGACAUUCAACAUCGCCCUCUUGAAUGAGCAGUUCCGGUUGCAGAACAUGACUGUUGGGUUGACUGUGUUUGCCGUGAAGAAGUACAUGGUCUUCCUGAAGAGGUUCCUAGAGUCGGCAGAACAGCAUUUCAUGGUGGGACACCGCGUCACCUACUAUGUCUUCACCGACUGGCCGGCCAACGUGUCUCGAGUGCCGCUCGGGGAGGGCCGGCAGCUGGUGGUGCUCUCUGUGCGUAGCCAUGCCCGCUGGCAGGACGUGUCCAUGCACCGUAUGGAGGCGAUCAGCAUCUUCUCUCAGCAGCGCUUUCGCCACGAGGUGGAUUACCUGGUGUGCGCUGAUGUGGACAUGGUCUUCUGGGACCAUGUUGGGGUGGAGAUCCUCACCCCACUCUUUGGCACCCUGCACCCUAGAUUCUACUCAGCCCGCCGCAAGGCCUUCACCUACGAGCGUCGGUGGAAGUCCCAGGCAUAUAUCCCCUGGGACAGGGGUGAUUUCUACUACAUUGGAGCCUUCUUUGGGGGCUCGGUGGCCGAGGUGCAGCAGCUCGCCAGUGCCUGUCACCAGGCCAUUGUGAUUGACAAGGCCAAUGGCAUCGAGGCCGUGUGGCAUGACGAGAGCCACCUGAACAAGUACCUACUGCACCACAAGCCCACCAAGGUGCUGUCCCCAGAGUACCUGUGGGGUGAUUGGCUACUGGACUGGCCCUCCGUCCUAAAGAAACUGAGGCUUCUGACUGUGCCCAAGGAUAACCAGAAAAUGCGAAACCCAUGA
Molecule: messenger RNA, 1056 nt
Organism: Ochotona curzoniae (black-lipped pika)
Lineage: Eukaryota; Metazoa; Chordata; Mammalia; Lagomorpha; Ochotonidae
Product: histo-blood group ABO system transferase-like
Exons: 7
Coding region: 1-1056 (351 amino acids)
Biological process (GO): carbohydrate metabolic process
Cellular component (GO): Golgi apparatus; vesicle; membrane
Molecular function (GO): glycoprotein-fucosylgalactoside alpha-N-acetylgalactosaminyltransferase activity
Source: RefSeq, a predicted model, not a curated record